Lepus europaeus (European hare) is the source of this 1209-nucleotide messenger RNA. It is a transcript of the gene MNX1, whose product is annotated as motor neuron and pancreas homeobox 1. The transcript is spliced from 3 exons. Gene Ontology annotation, molecular function: DNA-binding transcription factor activity, RNA polymerase II-specific; sequence-specific double-stranded DNA binding. NCBI's taxonomy places the organism in Eukaryota, Metazoa, Chordata, Mammalia, Lagomorpha, Leporidae. Gene Ontology annotation, cellular component: nucleus. Gene Ontology annotation, biological process: neuron projection morphogenesis; endocrine pancreas development; spinal cord motor neuron cell fate specification. Bases 1 to 1209 code for a protein of 402 amino acids. The record is from RefSeq and is a predicted model, not a curated record.
AUGGAAAAAUCCAAAAAUUUCCGCAUCGACGCUCUGCUGGCGGUGGACCCCCCGCGAGCCACCUCCGCGCAGAACUCGCCGCUGGCCUUGGUCACCUCGCUCGCGGCCGCAGCAUCUGGCGCCGGCGCCGGCGGUGGCGGCGGCGGGACGAGCAGCGGGGCGAGCGGCAGCUGCAGCCCCGCGUCCUCGGAGCCGCCCGCGGCUCCAGCCGACCGUCUGCGCGCCGAGAGCCCGUCGCCGCCGCGCCUCUUGGCCGCACACUGCGCGCUGCUGCCCAAGCCCGGCUUCCUGGGCGCGAGCGGCGGCGGCGGUGGCGGCGGCAGCGCGGGCGGCGGACCCGGGGGUCCCCACCACCACUCGCACCCGGGCGCCGCGGCUGCUGCCGCCGCCGCCGCUGCCGCCGCCGCGGCGGGCAGCCUGGCCCUGGGGCUACACCCGGGGGGCGCGCAGGGCGGCGCGGGCCUCCCGGCGCAGGCGGCACUCUACGGCCACCCGGUGUACGGCUACUCGGCGGCGGCGGCGGCGGCCGCGCUGGCGGGCCAGCACCCGGCGCUGUCCUACUCGUACCCGCAGGUGCAGGGCGCGCACCCCGCGCACCCCGCCGACCCCAUCAAAUUGGGCGCCGGCACCUUCCAGCUGGACCAGUGGCUGCGCGCGUCCACCGCGGGCAUGAUCCUGCCCAAGAUGCCCGACUUCAACUCCCAGGCGCAGUCGAACCUCCUGGGGAAGUGCCGCCGGCCCCGAACCGCGUUCACCAGCCAGCAGCUGCUGGAGCUGGAGCACCAGUUCAAACUCAACAAGUACCUGUCGCGGCCCAAGCGCUUCGAGGUGGCCACCUCGCUGAUGCUCACCGAGACUCAGGUGAAGAUCUGGUUCCAGAAUCGGCGGAUGAAGUGGAAACGCAGCAAGAAGGCCAAAGAGCAGGCGGCUCAGGAGGCGGAGAAGCAAAAGGGCGGCGGCGCGGGCAAAGGCGGCGGCGAGGAGAAGGCCGAGGGGGAGCCGCUGGGGCCGCCGGCGCCCGGGGACAAGGCCAGCGGACGCCGCCUGCGGGACUUGAGGGACAGUGACCCCGACGAGGACGACGACGACGACGACGACGACCACCAUUUCCCCUACAGCAACGGCGCCGGCGCCCACGGCGCCUCCUCCGACUGCUCCUCGGAGGACGACUCGCCGCCCCCGCGGCCCGGCGCGCCCCCGGCCCAGUAG